CAUCUUGGAGAUGGGAGAGGGGCGAUGGCUGUGGCCCUUCUGCUAAUGCAAACAACCCAACAGACGCGUUAGUCACACGCCCCCCCGAGUGGAACUGCCUUCACUGAAACGAUUUACCAAAGCUACGGAAGAAGAGGGCCUUAAAACCGACAGCAGAGACACGGCGAACAGCUUCGCCCGCCUUCAGGGGCGGCCGAAGCGACAGGCCGGAGACCGGAAGGAUGGUGCAGUCCUGUUCCGCUUACGGCUGCAAGAACCGGUAUGACAAGGAUAAGCCCGUGUCUUUCCACAAGUUUCCACUGACUCGACCCAGCCUUUGUAAAAAAUGGGAAGCGGCUGUCAGGAGAAAAAACUUUAAGCCCACCAAGUACAGCAGUAUUUGUUCGGAGCACUUUACCCCAGACUGCUUUAAGAGGGAGUGCAACAACAAGCUCCUCAAGGAGAAUGCCGUGCCCACGAUAUUUCUCUGUACUGAACCACAUGACAAGAAGGAAGAUCUGCUGGAGUCGCAAGAGCAGCUGCCCCCACCUCCUUUAACACCUCCCAUUUCCCAGGUGGAUGCUGCCAUUGGGCUGCUGAUGCCUCCUCUGCAGACCCCCGACAAUCUCUCGGUUUUCUGUGACCACAACUACACUGUGGAGGAUACCAUGCACCAGAGGAAGAGGAUUCAGCAGCUCGAACAGCAAGUUGAAAAACUCAGAAAGAAGCUCAAGACGGCACAACAGCGAUGCAGAAGACAGGAACGGCAGCUCGAGAAACUAAAGGAGGUCGUACACUUCCAAAAAGAGAAAGAUGACGUAUCAGAAAGAGGUUACGUGAUCCUGCCAAAUGACUUCUUUGAGAUAGUGGAAGUACCAGCAUAGAAAGAAGUGUGUGUUAAGUUUUUGAUGGGGCAAUACCACAUAUCCUGUUUUAACCUGUAAAGGAGUUUUGUUUUAAAAAAUAACACUUGAUUAUUUGUAUAAAAGCAAUUCAGAAUAUUUUUUUAAAAAAAUAAAUUAGAUAUAUACUGUAAAAUAGUAAAAAUUUUUGUUUGUAAUGUCAGGGUUUUUACAUUUUAGCAAAAUACCUUUAAAGUUAUAAACUAGCCUCAGACUGCCAGUGCAAGUUGGUUUCAGAAUUGGAGAAUUUUGUUCUUUGAGUAUUUAUAGAAAUAAUGUAAAAAUAAGAAAACAAUGAGAAUAGUACAGUAAGAUUUAAGUUUAAAAUUUGAAAUUAAUGCUGUUUAUUGAGAAAUUUUAGUUGUAUUUAAUCAAAGAUGGAUCAGAUCAUGGGCCCUAACAUCAUAAGAUACAUAUGUAUGUAUGUACGCUCACAUGUUCUUGUUUAUGAACUCAGAAAGUUCAUCUAUUGUUCCGAAUCACUUGGCAAGUCAGUGCUUGAAAAGAUUUGAGUGUCUUGAGAGCUCAGUAGAGCAACUUUUUAAAUAUAAGAACAGAUUUUUUAAAAAGUAGGCCCCUCUCCUUUCUCCACUGUUAAGCAUCUUAAACUAGAAUCGUGUCAUCAGUGAAAGAAACAUCCUGAAGUAAGCAAAGUACAGCAUUAUUAUGAGUGAGGUAGUAAAAGUUAGGUCUGAUCCAUGAUGCUGGUUUCUCUAAUGAAGGGACACCCAGUUCCCCAGCUAUAGUUGUAUCUCCAUCUAAAUCUGUGUAACAGAGUUUGGUUUGUGUUAUCCUAUAUUCAUUUUGCAAUUAACCAGUUGAUUUUGGUUAAAACUUUCAUAAAAAAAAAUCAUCUGAACACAAGUUAGAAUUGUAUCCCACUUAUUUAAAUGAGUGAUUUAUAUUCAAAAGCAGCCUAAUGUAUGGUGUUUAUUUGCUGAAUGUUGAAACUUAAACACUGAGGUUUCUGUUCAAACUGUGAGUUUUAUUUUGACUUUGUGAGAAAUUUUACAUAUAUUUGAGAUGAAAAUACGUUCUGAGUAAGCAAAUGUUGCUACUACGGAUGACCUAUAUAGAUACAGAAUAACCAUUCCAGCUCUAAUGAUCACUUUAAUAAAUGCACUGAGAUCAAUGCAGAGUAACAGGCCUUCCAAGACAGCAUUAAAAUGUGGGAUGCGAUGUGGCUUUUUAGAUCUCGUUUUCAUUGUCAUUCACUGCCAUGCUGCUGUGGAUAGUACUUGAUUCCUGAUAUUUUAUGAACCAGUGUCUCAAAAUAGAAAUAAUGAUUAGGAUAUCAUACAGAGUAACCCAGUCUGGUAGUAUUAUUUAGAACUAACUCAGAUGAAUGCAUGUUUACUGGUUCUUCAUGAAAUUUGUAUCUGUUCAUCUCUGUAGCAAUUCGUGGAAGAUAUAUAGGUAAAUAUUCUGCCAAGGAUAUGUCUUCAACCUGCAUUCUUUCUGCAUGAAAGAUUGUGGGGUGUGUGUGUUUGUGUCUGUCCCCAGAAUUGAGAAUCCAGAGUGGGGUAUAAGUGUUAAUCCUAAUUAGAAACUACUUUGUUUUCACAGCAGACAUAUCCCCACUUGGAGAGAACUGAGCAAGGAGCAUGCCCACUGGUUGGUUUCACUUAAAUUUAACUGAAAUUUUGAAGUGCAUUUGCUUAUUUGUGAUUUGAGAUGUUAACAUUUGUUGAGUUUUAAAAAUUCAUUUUAUGUGUUUUGUUGUUUGUAACACUGCCAAGAGAAGUAGAACGUUGAGGCGAAAAUAGGUUCUGUUCAACCAUGGUGAAAUUCAGUUUGAAACAAGCAGGGACAAAGUUUUUUUCAAUGUGGAAUAAAUGGUCUUCUGUA
Molecule: messenger RNA, 2729 nt
Organism: Ochotona princeps (American pika)
Lineage: Eukaryota; Metazoa; Chordata; Mammalia; Lagomorpha; Ochotonidae
Gene: THAP1
Product: THAP domain containing 1
Exons: 3
Coding region: 222-863 (213 amino acids)
Molecular function (GO): sequence-specific DNA binding
Source: RefSeq, a predicted model, not a curated record